Messenger RNA from Aureobasidium namibiae CBS 147.97, 687 nucleotides. Its product is annotated as elongation factor 1 gamma. The record is from RefSeq and is a predicted model, not a curated record. Gene Ontology annotation, cellular component: cytoplasm; nucleus. Bases 1 to 687 code for a protein of 228 amino acids. The transcript is spliced from 3 exons. NCBI's taxonomy places the organism in Eukaryota, Fungi, Ascomycota, Dothideomycetes, Dothideales, Saccotheciaceae.
AUGUCUCGUAACAAAUUAUACACAUACAAGGGUGGUCCGAGAUCUAUUGGCAUCCUUGCAGUCGCCCAUGCCGUCAACUAUGAUAUCGAGGUGGUGGAGACGAAUCCACAAACUGGACUUUCCGAAGAAUACUUGAAGCUGAACAGAUUGGGCAAGACGCCUACUUUUGUUGGUUCUGAUGGCACGGUUCUGACCGAGUGUAUGGCAAUUGCACUACACGUAGCAAGUCAAGACUCCAGAUCAAGGAUGCUCGGCUUUGGACAUAUGGACUUCAUCAAAAUCGUCAGCUGGAUGUCCCUCUGCAACACCGACGUCGUCAAAAGAAUGGCAGCCUGGAUCCUCCCACUCCUGGGCGUGGCACCUUACUCUCCAGAUGGCAUUGAUCAGGCAAAGAAGCAGACGGAUCAAGCCAUCCAAAUCUUCGAGGAUCAUUUACAUGACAGAAGAUAUCUCGUGGCUGAUUGCUUGACUCUGGCUGAUCUUUUUUGUGCUGGUUUGGUCAGUUUUGGUUUUGCCAAGGUUUUUGACAAGGCAUGGAGAUCCAAGUUUCCUUGCUUUACAGCUUGGUUUGAGAUGGUGACGGCUUUGGAGAUGUAUCGAGCGGUGGUGCCUGAUACUGUUUUUGUAGAAACUGCUCUGGGCCCGCCGACUGUAUCGAUGAGGAGCAACUACACUGCGGAUGACUAG